AUGUCCACUGUGACGGCUGCAGAUGUAGAUCAAAUUUCAAAAAUCCAUGAUGAUUUACCUCUAGGAACGAAAACUUGGAAAGAUUCUGGGGCAGCACGUUCUCAUGCACAUAAAAUUAAUGAUGCUGUUAACACUGAAGACAAUAUCAUUUCAUCUAGUAGUACUAAAUCUGAUCAAGAGGCUACAAUGAUUGGACGUGCAGCAGCUUUAAGACUAUCAUUGGACCAACGAAGACGAGCUAUUGAAGUAUCCAGACAACGUGAACGUCUAGCUAGCACCAAAGCUGCUGCUGAAAGAAAUAAUGCAGCAUUUGUUAAACUUCUUCAAAAACAGUUCCAUCAGCGUCAAAGUAUUUCAAGUGGACAGUCUCAACUAUCGAAUGGUGGUACAGUAUCGGAGAAUGAAAAUUCAUCUAGUUCUUUGCCUAUCAAAUUAAAAGAAUCAGAAAAAUACAAUUUUAGUUGCAUUGAUUCAGAAGGUGCUCAUUUCACAACGGAUAAAGAUGAAAUGACAGUAUCUGGUUCUAAUGUUGAACAUGCUACAGACUUAGAUGAAGAUUUCUCAAUGAAUUCUUCAUCCACAAUGCCAAAUAUUAGUGAGCCUUUACACGAUUCUACUGUAUUAAUGGAAACCAGUGAUACGAUUGGAUUGGUUGACAAUACCACUAACAUAUUCGCAAAUGAUUCAAAAACAUCAAUCCCUCCUUGUUCUAAAUCUCCACAGAUAUAUCACGAUAGAACUCAGUCGAAUGAUCAUUCUGAUCUGACUGUCGAACCUACUACUGCUCAUAUAAACAAUCAUUGUGAUCCACCUUAUCAGGGAUUCGACCAAAAUACAUCUGUAACAAAUCGGCGAUCGGAUAGUGGAGAAUCAAACUAUGCUACAUCUAAUCAUAAACGUGAUUCUAAAAGACCAAAGUCUAGAUUUAGUGAAAGAGAGUCUACUCCUCAACCUGAGUUAUUUACAGAAGUUAAUUAUCACUAUGCUCCUCCUCAAUAUUCUCAAACUCAUAAAGGGUCGAGACAGCGAGGUUAUGCAGAUAAAACGUAUCCAGGAUUUCUGGCAUCAUCAACAAGUGAUUACAAUGAACAUCGUCUUGUUUUAGUUGAUUCAUUUCAUGGUGUUCAGUCUCCUUUUAGACAUCGCCAUACCAACCAUAAAAACUAUCCUUAUGAUAUUCCUUCACAAAGUCCUGUUGAUGAGCGACCACUUCCCCACAAACAUAUAUCUCAACGGUAUCAUCGCUCUCAUAAUGUCCCGAAUCAAAUGAUGCUCAGCAGCAGUUAUCGUGAAUGUAGCUCAAAUGAAGCAAGUUCAGAAACGGAUGAUGAUGACGAAGAUGAUUACUCCAUCCGAACAUAUGAUGAUCAUUCUUACCCAUAUUUCAAUCGAAUGUCUUAUUCUGGUCGAUUCUCUCAUCGAUCAUUAUCUAGAUUGCCGAAAUCCCAUUCAAAAAACAGAUAUAGAUCGAAUGGUCGUAAAUCAUCAGAAUAUGGAUAUGAAUUAGGUGAAUCAGAGAGUAGAACUCAUUCUCCAGCUCCUUCUUACGCUUCAUCUCGCGGAGUAGUCAGUUCACGUGGACAUAAAGUUGAUAUAAAUUCAAUAGUUGGUGGAAAUAAUCGCCCAUCUGUUACAUCUGUUGUUGAUAACGUUACAUUAGAUCAAAUUAAUCGGAAUAUGUCUGAUUUACGUUCGGAUUUUGAACGUCUUUCUAUGCAACAACAAGUGCUGUUAGCUUCAUCAUCUGCGACAACAGCAGCUGCUUUAAUGGCAAGUAGUUUUCAACAGCAACACCAACAAUAUCAACCACAACAAUCAUCAACACCACUGACAAUAAGUCAAUUAUCUCAUACACAAGCAUUAUCCACAUCCAUAUCUAAUAUAUCUACAACACGUGCUACAUGGAGUGAUAGACCUAUUGUUCGUGAUUUAAUUGUACAACAUAAUGUUCAUUCAUCAACAGAUAAUAAUCAUUCAGUAACAGUAGAUGAUUUUGUUGAACAUAAUCAAAUUAAUACAGAUGAACCAGUUGUUAUUAAAGCUGACAGUCAUAAUAUGGUCGCUUUCAAUGAACCUUCCUACAGUGGUAAACCUCAAGAGUGUUCAGUGUCUGCUAAUAAUGUUGCCGACUUAUCGAACUCAUCAACUGCACCAUUAAAUCCUUCACCUGUAGAAAAUAGUCAGAAACAUAUGAAGUCUCCUGUAGUCAAAGCCCCAAAUGUCAGUCCAGAAGGAAAACUUUUCUUUAUUGGCUUCGAAGAACCAGAUCCAGAGCGAAUGCAGCGUACCAAGGAUAGAUUAGAAGCUCGUCGAGCUACAGAGAGAGCUAUGGUUGCUGAACAACUGGAAGCAUUACGUACUACUGGCCGUAAAGAGAAAGAAGCAGCUGACCGUGCACAAUUUGAACGGAAACUAAAUGAGAAAGAAAGACGUGAAGCUGUACUACAAGCACAUUUAUCCAAGAAAGAAGCUGCUUUAUCACCAAGUUGUCGCACUACUAAUAAUAGUAAUAAUCCAUACCCUGUAAGGUCUGGUUCAUCAACACUUUCUAAAUCUGAAGCUAAUUUAUCUUCAACUGUUCCUAAACAUAGUUCAACUAAACGAUUAUCCGCUACUCCUAAACGUGACAGAAAUGGAUUAGUCGCUGCUUCAUUGGACAAUUUUCCAUCAUCAAAACCUAAUUCUCGUUUGAAUUCUGCUAAAUCUAAACCACAUCCAUCGGCCAUUACACGUGGUAGUGGUGAUGGUGAAGCUGUGGAACCAAAUACUGAACCUGACUGUGAUAGCUCUUCUUUCCGUGAGACAAAAGCUCGUGUAACUCAUAAUCGUCCUGUCAAUGGUAGGUCUGUUGUUAAUAAUCUGGCUGGUCGUAAUCCACUUCCUUCUGGAAUUAGUUUGUCAUCAUUACAUCGACUUGGCGCUUUAGAAUCUCCAUCUAGUGGUCCUGGUGUACCCGUUCAAUGUUUAAAUCAGCCACGUUUAUUUGUGAAACCCAAAGCGAAGUCCAAUCGAACUGUAGUAGUUAAUGCAAUUAGUCACUGUUGUUUAGCUGGAACUGUCAAUGAACCUACCAAACAGCUUGCUCUUAAAGAGUUGGCUGCCACUGAAGGUACACAUUUUAUGAUAUUGUUUCGUGAUUCUCGAUGUCAGUAUCGAGCUGUGUAUUCCUUCGAUUUAGAAUCAGAAGAAUUAAAAAUUAUUUGUGGCAAUGGGCCAAGACGAAUUACACACGAAAUGGUCAAUCGAUUUUUUAAAUAUAAUAGUGGUUCAAAACAAUUCACUGAAAUCACUUCUACAAAACACUUAAGUCCUGUUGUAGACGCUAUAACAAUUCAUGAUGCUCUAUGGAGUAAAUCAUCCGGUGGCGGUACACAUACAAUUUUAUCAAGUCAUUGUACCUGAAUGAAUGCUCAUAGUCUGAUAUUAAUUUUCCUUAUAAACAAUAAGAGAUAAAGAGCGAUAACGUGUAUGUUUAUGUGUGUGUAUGUGUGAUAACUUUAUAUUUCUCAUUAUUCAAUUAUUUCCCAUAAAAUUAAUUUUGGUUCUGGCACUUACUGUAAUUCAUACUGAAAUGUUUACUUGUUUAUGCGUGCGCGUGUGUGUGUAUGUGUGUUCAUUACUUUGUCUAUAAUGUAUUCUGACGAUAGAAAAAUUAAAAAGAAACUAAAACAUGGACUAGGAAUACUUGUCAAAUUUUAUGUUCAAUUUUUAUCAGAUAAAUAUUUUUUUUCCUUCUAUUAUUUCCUAUUGAUUAUUACAUAUA
Schistosoma mattheei is the source of this 3763-nucleotide messenger RNA. The record is from the annotation of a GenBank genome assembly. NCBI's taxonomy places the organism in Eukaryota, Metazoa, Platyhelminthes, Trematoda, Strigeidida, Schistosomatidae.